Molecule: messenger RNA, 1200 nt
Organism: Dichotomopilus funicola
Lineage: Eukaryota; Fungi; Ascomycota; Sordariomycetes; Sordariales; Chaetomiaceae
Exons: 1
Coding region: 1-1200 (399 amino acids)
Source: RefSeq, a predicted model, not a curated record
AUGGCUCGCGAAAAUAGGCCUGGUGGUACAUCAUCCGACCCGCAAGCUAAAAAGCAUGGGUACGAGGGCUUCGAUCAGGAAACGGAAACCGGAUUUAUUUCUACCAACAUCGACGAUUUUGAGUGGUCUCAGCCUCACUCCGGGUCCACCGGGGAACCAAUGAAGCUGCACGAGAUAUCUAGUGAAGAGCUGUUUCGAGAGCCCCCGGCCGCAGUGGAAGCGCAAUCGGGGAGAGUCAACUGGGUGGCUCGGGAUCUCGACUGCGGGGAGUCCAUUACAUACAACAUAAAAGGUGUGGCUGACCGCCGCGCUCUUGAGGCGCUGGGCGCUACGAUUCUUGUGUUGUGCAAGCGGCACGACACGCCGGUCUUCAACAUCAAGCUUGGUCUCGAGUCGGCUGGCGUCGUCAAUGACAACCGACUGCGAAGUGAAGGGGCACGAUCCCAACUCGCGGCAGCUGACAGCCAGACAACCGCUGCGGCCCAGGCACACCCUACUUCGGUACCGGUAUCUGGUGUAUCGGCGCCAACCCCUGCUGCAUCAGCAUACCUCAUUAACCUUACUACCGCCGAACUUGCUGCUUUAGUACCCCCUAAUAUUAGCGCUAGCGACCUAGAGGUUCCCGGCGUCCCGUCUUUGAGAUGCGCCAACUGUCAUUGGCCUGGGCACGCCUUUCUGCGUCCCCUUAUACCUUCUCUCAGUCAUGGUAGCGUAACCGGUUGCCCGGAGUGCAAUCUCAGGAACCACAACCUGGACGAUUGCCCGGUGUUACUGCAGCUACCCAGUACAAGUGCUUUCGGAAUACCAGCCCCCCAUGUUCUAGAUGUGGUGUACUCCGAACGGUGCAACAUGCCGCAAAUCUAUUCCGAUAGACAUCUCUUUUUCGAUGAGGUGCAUGCCAUCAACGAGCAGCACAAAAUAGACGCCGCGGAGCUCAACAAACCACGCAACUGGCCGUGGACAAAUGCAUUUGCGAAGGAGGUUGCAAAGGCAAAGCCUGGAGACCCUAUUUUGCAGGGCAAGCUGCAGCCUUGGGAAUUUGAUCCGGCUAAACAUACAUACCAUGAUCUGCCGGUAGACCCGACUUUGCGGAACAUAUCUAUCAACGACAUCCUCGCGAUGCGUCGUCUGGGGUUGCUCGACACCGAGCGGCCCGAGCCUGGUGCGGGACGGAUCCGUGAACCGGACCAUGGGCCUUAG